AUGGCGUCUCGGCGGUUUUCCGGCGGCUACGACCCCUACGGCUUUUUCGGCGGCUACGAUCCCUACGACGGCUACAAGACGUACUACACCGCCGCCCCCUACCAGACGUACUACACCACCAGCCCCUACGAGGCGUACUACCAGCAGCAGCCCGCGCCCACCCGCAGCUCGGCGCCCACGAAACCUGCGCCCAGGCCGGCGAGGGAGACGAAGACGAUCCCAGUCCACGGGCCUGACUCGGAACCGGAGCGGGAGACGAAGGCGGCGGUGCCGGCGGGGUCACGCGCAGAUCCGGUGGCGCAGGUGAUGUCGGCGGAGGAGGCCGCGGUGAGGAUGCAGGCGGCGGCGCGGGGGUUUCUGACAAGGAAGUCGGUGCGGGCGGUGCACGAGGUGCAGCAAGAGGCGGAACAAGUCCAGAUGUGUGAGGUGGAAGCCCUAGUCAGGGACCCUAGGGCCCGCGCCGCCGUCGCGGAGCAGCUGAUGAGAAUGCUGUUGCGGCUCGACGCUGUGCGCGGCGCACGGGAGUACAGGCGUAAGAUCACCAAGUGGGUGCUCGCGCUGCAGGAUGCCAUUGACACGCUCGAGACUAAGCCACCGGCGCCGUCGACGUCUGCGGGGGAGGGGGAGGAGGAGGAGGAGGCAGAUGCCAACGCGCCGGAGGCGACGGCGACGGUGACGGCCACCAAGAUGGCGGAGGAGAGCGCGGUACCGCCGGAGCUGCUGGACGCUGCGGAGCAUGGCACUGAGAUGGAGAACAUCAUCGAGGCGGAGGUCGAUGAAGCAAUAGCCGGUGGCGAGCCUGAUGAAGUGGAAGUAGGAGAAGAACAGGAAAAGGAAGCGGUGCCGGGUGACGCCAUUGUUGAUCUUGACGAGCUGGCGGAUUCGGAUGCAGAGGGUGAGUGGGAGAUGGUGACAGAGGAAAACGAACACGCCGCACCCGUUGCAGCCACGUCCGACGACCAGGAGCCACCACCGUGCAACGAAUUACCGGCGGACCCGUUGGAGACCUCGAGUACUACAAGCGCUGGUGGUGCCGCCUCCGAUGGUGUGGACGUGAGGAAGGUGAUGGAGAUGGUGGUGGCGCUGUGUGAGCAGAGCGCAAAGCAGGGCGCGGUGAUCGGCGCGCUGGCUGAGCGUGUUGACAUGCUGGAGCGUACCUUGCGACGGAUGGAGGAAGCCGAGAGCUGCCGGCGGCGAUCCAAGAAGCUGAGCGCAGAGGGCGAAUGGAAGGAACAACAGCAAGUUUUACAGCGAUUGAUGACGCACAGCCGUUAA
Molecule: messenger RNA, 1275 nt
Organism: Sorghum bicolor (sorghum)
Lineage: Eukaryota; Viridiplantae; Streptophyta; Magnoliopsida; Poales; Poaceae
Product: protein bangles and beads
Exons: 1
Coding region: 1-1275 (424 amino acids)
Biological process (GO): protein folding
Cellular component (GO): plasmodesma
Molecular function (GO): protein-folding chaperone binding
Source: RefSeq, a predicted model, not a curated record